CGGCAGUUUCCAGGCGCUUUGACGUAAACUCGAAGAGGCGCGGUGGCAUUCAGGACGCUGGGGACAGUCGCUCGCCGAGGGAGCAGGCGGAGCGCGUUCUCUCCCCGCUCUCGAGGGAACACGAGAGAGCAAGGCUGGGCCAUGGAUGAUCCUGGGAACAGAAGAGGGAUGCGUUGCUCCUGGAGCCUCACCUGCUCCCUGCUCAUUCUGGGGAUGUGCUGUGUGUCUCCUUUCUUCUGUCACAGCCAGGCAGACCUGCUGGCUCUUGACCAAGCUGAUCCUCAGUGCUGGGAAUCCUCCUCAGUACUCCUACUGGAAAUGCAAAAGCCUCGCAUUUCCAACACUGUUUCGGGCUUCUGGGAUUUUAUGAUUUACCUGAAGUCAUCUGAGAACUUGAAGCAUGGGGCCCUGUUUUGGGAUCUGGCUCAGCUCUUCUGGGACAUCUAUGUGGACUGUGUCCUUUCAAGGAACCAUGGCUUGGGAAGAAGGCAACUGGCCAGAGAGGGAGACACAGUGUCAGCAGCUCGGCCACAGCAUGGAGAGGGUAAACAAGGUGUAUAUUCUCAGCUCCUGAGAAGCCCUUUCCUAAAGAAGAAGGAGUUAAUCGAAGAUUUGAUAAGCAUGCGUAUACGCAGGAGUGGGUCUAGAUUUGUUGGAAAAGUGAAACUGGAAAUAAAGAGAAAAUAAAUCUAACCUCUGAACUAAUUCAUGCCAUGGAAAUAAAUAUAUGCAUAUAAUAUUAUAGACACAUAAAUAUUUUUUCUUAA
This is a messenger RNA of Cavia porcellus (domestic guinea pig), 767 nucleotides long. It is a transcript of the gene Fam237a, whose product is annotated as family with sequence similarity 237 member A. Bases 142 to 687 code for a protein of 181 amino acids. The record is from RefSeq and is a predicted model, not a curated record. The transcript has 3 exons. Lineage: Eukaryota; Metazoa; Chordata; Mammalia; Rodentia; Caviidae.